Messenger RNA from Penicillium pulvis, 681 nucleotides. Its product is annotated as RlpA-like double-psi beta-barrel domain-containing protein. The transcript has 2 exons. Bases 1 to 681 code for a protein of 226 amino acids. NCBI's taxonomy places the organism in Eukaryota, Fungi, Ascomycota, Eurotiomycetes, Eurotiales, Aspergillaceae. The record is from RefSeq and is a predicted model, not a curated record.
AUGACGGAGGAUACAACCACCGCACAAGAUGCGCCCAAUAGACAGACUUCAAUGCUUAAACGCAAACCAGUCCCAGUCCCUGCCACAGCUGCGCCCGUCCCUGAUGCCGAGGCAGCGAAAUCUCAACCCACCGAAACAACGGGCGUUGCUGGCGACCAAAAACAUCAUAUACCUCUUGUCGGACCGAUAGCCAUCUGGUGGACAUCCCAGAAGCGAUCACGAAAACUUCUCGUCAUCGGCGCUCUUGUCGCCGUCCUUCUAAUCGCGCUAAUUAUCGGCCUAGCUGUCGGACUCACAGUUGGCAAGAACAAAACAUCCAACCUUCCCUUGCCGACUUCCAACGGGGGUCCGUACUCUGGUGACCUGACAUACUACGACCCCGGCCUCGGUGCAUGCGGCGAUACCAGUACAGAGUCCGAAAUGAUUUGUGCGGUCUCCCAUAUCGUCUUCGAUGCGGCGUCGACGAGCUCAAAUCCCAACGACAAUCCUUUAUGUGGCUUGAAGAUUAGAAUUCGUCGUGAUGGGCAUAGUGUAGAUGUCAAAGUUGUGGAUCGAUGUGUUGGGUGUGCCGAGACUGAUCUUGAUGUUACUGAAGCGGCAUUUGAAAAGGUUGCUAGUAUUCCUCAAGGAAGGGUGACUAUGGAAUGGGCAUGGCUAGAGAAAUCACCUGUGGAUGCUUAA